Molecule: messenger RNA, 3805 nt
Organism: Jaminaea rosea
Lineage: Eukaryota; Fungi; Basidiomycota; Exobasidiomycetes; Microstromatales
Exons: 2
Coding region: 33-3386 (1117 amino acids)
Biological process (GO): intra-Golgi vesicle-mediated transport
Cellular component (GO): COG complex
Source: RefSeq, a predicted model, not a curated record
CUUCGUCGUUCCCCAACUGACCUCGCCCUCUCAUGGCGUCCCUCUCGCCCAAGUCGGAGCGCCGGUCGAGCGUUCUACUUGGUCGAAGAACGUCUGCCAGCCAUCGAAGAGGAGCAGCUUCGAUAGCGGCUCCAUCGAAUCAAGGCGGAACCCUCCAAUCUCUCAUCAGGCAGGCGGCCGCCAGUCACCUCGAUGACGAUUCCACCGUCCAAGACAGCAAGGCCCUCAUUGCCCAAACGCUCGCAGACCUGGACAAUCCGGCAUCCUCAGCAUCAGCAUUCCUUGCCUCUCUCACAACGCAAACGCUCAAGAGCCUUGAAUCUCAGCCGCAAUUUCUAGCUUCAACAUCAAAGACAUUAGACGACCAGCUUUCAGCCCUUUGCCAGCGACAUGUUGGCCCCCUUUCUCACGUCCAUCAAUCAAAUUCUGCCCUUCCAGCGGCAGUUGAGUCGGUGCAGGGCGAUAUUCGCGGCCUGGUAGAUACGAACCUCCCUCAGCUGGCAAUAGUGGCCCGCAACUUUCCCUCCCUUACCCGCGAACCGCUCGCAGCGAGGGAGAGGGCCAAUGAGCUCCUCGAAGCACAUGCCUCCAAUCUGCCCGAUUUGCUGGAUAUUCCUGACCUCAUCACCACCUGCAUACGAAAUGGAAACCAUCGCGAGGCUAUCGAGCUCGCGGCUUACAUAGCCAAGCUGGCCAGACCGGACUCCCCGCUGGGUGGGGGCCCCAUCUUGCAGUCGUUGAGGGCACGAAGCUGGGUUAGCUUACAAGAGCUGAGAGACCAGCUCUUGGAAGGGCUGCAGAGUCGAAACUUGGCAUUAAGCGCGGCGAGACGGUGCAUGACAAGCUUGCGCGGUCUCAAGGAACUGGACGAGGCGCCGGGUGUGGGUCACGCCUCCUCGAGCAAGCCCACCCCGCAGCAUCAGCAGCUUGCCCUUACCGAGCCACAGCUCUGCCUCGCAUUUCUCCGGGCACGGGCUACCCUACUCCGAUCUCUCCUCUCCGCCCCUCACUCCUUCAGCAAGUCUAUCUCCACCUCGCACAACCCAGCGACGGCCCACCUUUCAGCCUACAUCGACGUCUGGCGACAAGGGGUCUCUGAUACCUGCGCGAUGGCCCAGUCUCUCUUUCCUGACUUGAACGAGAUGCCGCAGCUUCUCUCCCCGUUUCUCAGGCGGCACACGAGGAUGCUGGAGGGAGAGGUGGGAAGGGCGGUCUACAAGCUUGUGGGGCAGGUCAGGGAGGGAGCGAGUUCAGGAACGUCAACGCGGGAAGUCACACGCUUGACGGACGAUUUGGUCUCAAGUCUCAUGGCGCUCCACUCUCAGCUCUCCUACGCGGCUGCGGCUCUCGCCAGACUCGGAGGGGAUGUGGCGCCUCUUUUGGCUCUGACGGCGGGCAAGGCAUUGCAGGAAGCAGCAUUGGAGAUCGUGCGGGUUCCAGCGCAAAGGGCAAGCCGUAAUUUUGUCGAGUGCAUCCCGUCUGCGCCGGGUCAGGCACCCUCAAGCUGGCUGACCCAAAUCAGAGAUGUGGGCAAGCUCAGCGCAAGCGACGCACUCAGCAUGGAGACGGUCCCGUACUUCGCCUCCCUCGCAAGGCUAUUCAAUGAUGUUCUCAUUGGGCUGAACUGCUUACGGUCCUUCGCCCCCGUUGAGAUCAGACGGGAUGCAAUGCAAGCGCUGGACCAUGCUCUACUCGAAACGAUCACGCAGCUCGGGCACUACUGCGCCAGGUUGCCUGAGCAGCUCUGGGAGGAGAAGGAUAGCAAUCGCCUUGUAUUGCCCACUCUCACUAGGUCUGAGCAAGAUGCGGAAAACGACGAGGAGGACCGCCAAGAAGUUGAUUUUGUCGCUAGCUCGGCACAUCGCCAUACACAAGCGGAGCGCCUCCUUGCCGCCUCUGCACUCGAGCUUCUCCUCGACUUCGUGGCCCCAGCAUUGCGCAGCGCUCUCUGGCGGGACGUUUUUGGCUGCUCGGAGUCGUCACUACCGCUUCUGGGCGCCCAGGACAAGAGACAGGAGGAGCACAUCACCUCUGCAAGGCAGUGGGCCUCUGAGGCUCAUUCGGCGUGGGAUGAGGGUGAGGAGGCCAGGAGGGUUGAGCUGCAGGAGCACAGAAGACGUAGAAUUGAAGAGAAGGCGGAGAGGGAGAAGGCGGCCGCACAAAGACGGGCCCAAGAGGCAGAGGCGGCGGCUGCGGCCGCGGCGGAGGAGCAGAGAAGAAAGGAGGCCGAAGAGGAGGCAGAACGCACUAGAAAACAGGCUGCUGCGGAGGAGGAAGAGCGGCGGAGAAAAGCAGCGGCGGCGGAGGCGGAAGCGGAAGAGGCUCGACGGCGCGCUGAAGCUGAGGCUGCUGCAAAGAGAAAGAGGGACGACGAGGAGGCAAAGAGAAAAGAAGAGCAGGAGCGCGCUAGGAUGGCUAGAGCUGAGGCUGAGGCGGCUGCCGCGGCUGCUGCUGCUGAGGCGAAGAGGAAGGCAGAGGAGGAGGCUGCCCGGGCCAAGGCCGCCGCUGAGAAGGAAGCGCAAACAAAGAAGGACCGAGAGGAGGAAGAGUCUAGAGCUAAGGCAGCAGCCGAAGCCAAAGUCAAGGAGGAGCAAGAGAUCAAUGCCAAGGCGCAGGUGGAGCAAGAAGCUCGAGCCAGGGAACAGGAAGCUCGAAAGAGGGUAGAGGCUGACGCAAAAGCCGAGGGAGAGACAGAUACCAAAGCUCAAUCAGCGGCAAACAGCGCUCCUCACACUGCUCCAGAAUCCUCUGCAUCCACCGUUCAUCUGACGGCCGCCACUCCUUCGCCCUCUACUGCCGCUCAAGAGCUCCCAGCAAAUCCAACAGCUGCGACCGGUCCGCCGAAGAAGUUGACGCUGGCAGAGAAGCUAAAGGCCAAACGUGAGGAGAGGGAAAGACAGGCCGUCGCAGCCGCAGCCGCAAAUCCGGCGGCGCCCGCGCCCUCAGGAGCGACGAAGGAAGAAGACACUUCGGCCGCGACGACUGCAGAGCCAUCAGUACCAUCAGUAGAUGAAGUUGCGUCUGCGCCCAUCGCGUCGACUGCUGAGUCUGGUACCCAAGACGAGCCUGCUGAAAGCCAAGACAGCAAACCUUCAAUUCCUGCCGCUGUCGUGGAAGAAGCGAAGGACGCAGCAGAAGCAUCGUCACUCGAUGACCAUGAAUCAGCCAUCCAAGCUGCACCGCCAUCGAGCUCGACCAUGGCUAAUGUCGAUGGCAGUAACUCCGUCAGCGCAGAAGCAAGCGCGCGCAACAGCGGCGAAGAGUCUGAAGGGGAGGCAGCGGACGCAUCGGGAGGGGGGGUAGGCAAUGGUGAGACCGCCCAGGGUGAUGAUGCGAAGAGCGUCUCGCAGAAGAAGAAGAAAAAGAAGAAGGGAAAAAAGAAGUAAAGUAGAAUGGCUCGAGGUAAUGCAAUGUCGAGCAAGAUCAUGCGCUCAUGACUCCCAGGAACACGACCAACUUGCGGUGCGGCCUUUCAUUGCUGCGUGAGGGCAAUCAGUGCGCGCUCUUCACCGGGCUCUGCAUCGCCUCUAUCUUAUUCGAAUUGUUCAGCCAUGUUAUCCUCUUCUUCACCUUGCUCUCCAUCCUCUCAAUUUCUUCGCUCCGAGUAGUGUAGAGUGGAUAAUGCCUGCCCUCACGCGGGCGUCUCAGCAUCGCCAAUGCGAGGACGCCGCCCAUUCGCAGGCGAUGCCCACUUUUACCACCAGCAACAAGCCGAACAAAGGUGCCACUAUGAUCGUACGAGGCAAUCAGGUGAGCAGUCGGGCUCCUUUUGAGCAUUUCUCGCUACGCGCGUGACCUCACCACC